AUGUCCGGCGAAAUGGAAGUCGACCCCCCCGUCGCCCAGGACGAAGUUGAAGUUGAAGUUGAAGGUGAAGGUGCCCCCGCGCAGUCUGGCUUUGAGCCGCGGACGGACGCUGGAGCUGUCGCGGUGCGCAGCAUCGAGGGGUGGAUUGUGAUUGUGACGAAUAUCCACGAGGAGGCGUCUGAGGAGGACGUGACGGAUUUGUUUGCUGAGUAUGGGGAGAUUAAGAAUUUCAAUUUGAAUCUGGAUCGUCGGACGGGUUAUGUUAAGGGAUACGCCUUGAUCGAAUACAGCACCCUCCCCGAAGCCACGGAAGCCAUUAAAGCCCUCAACGGAGCCAAGCUCCUCGACCAAACAAUCCAGGUCGACUACGCCUUUGUGCGACCUCCCCCGACAGGCAAAGGGAAAGCCGGAGGACCGCGAAAUGGUGGCGGCGGCCGUGGAGGACGAGGCCGCAGCAGGAGUCGCGAGAGGAGUCGCAGCCCCGGCGCUGACAAGAGAGACUAG
Aspergillus wentii DTO 134E9 is the source of this 504-nucleotide messenger RNA. Its product is annotated as RBM8 family RNA-binding protein. The transcript is spliced from 2 exons. Gene Ontology annotation, molecular function: mRNA binding. Lineage: Eukaryota; Fungi; Ascomycota; Eurotiomycetes; Eurotiales; Aspergillaceae. Gene Ontology annotation, biological process: RNA splicing. Bases 1 to 504 code for a protein of 167 amino acids. Gene Ontology annotation, cellular component: exon-exon junction complex; cytoplasm; nucleus. The record is from RefSeq and is a predicted model, not a curated record.